CAGAUCCAUGGCGGAGCGCGGCGAACUCGAUCUCACUGGAGCCAAACAGAACACGGGAGUGUGGUUGGUCAAGGUUCCUAAAUACUUGUCCCAGCAGUGGGCAAAAGCUCCAGGAAGAGGCGAAGUUGGGAAACUGCGGAUUGCCAAGAAUCAAGGAAGGACAGAGGUGUCAUUUACUUUGAAUGAAGAUCUUGCAAAUAUUCAUGAUAUCGGCGGAAAACCAGCUUCAGUCAGUGCACCUAGAGAACAUCCAUUUGUCUUGCAGAAUGUUGGUGGACAGACAUUAACAGUGUUUACCGAAAGUUCAUCAGAUAAACUUUCAUUGGAAGGAAUAGUGGUACAAAGAGCUGAAUGUCGACCUGCUGCCAGUGAAAACUACAUGAGAUUAAAAAGAUUGCAAAUAGAAGAAUCUUCCAAGCCAGUAAGACUUUCCCAACAGCUGGACAAAGUUGUUACAACCAAUUACAAACCUGUUGCUAACCAUCAAUACAAUAUUGACUAUGAAAGGAAAAAGAAAGAAGACGGAAAGCGAGCUCGAGCUGAUAAACAAUAUGUUUUAGAUAUGCUGUUUUCCGCUUUUGAGAAGCAUCAGUAUUAUAACCUGAAGGACUUGGUGGACAUCACAAAGCAGCCUGUGCUGUACCUGAAGGAAAUCUUAAGAGAAAUUGGUAUUCAGAAUGUAAAAGGGACCCACAAAAACACAUGGGAGCUGAAGCCAGAAUAUAGACAUUACCAAGGAGAAGAGAAGAGUGAUUGA
Molecule: messenger RNA, 757 nt
Organism: Elephantulus edwardii (Cape elephant shrew)
Lineage: Eukaryota; Metazoa; Chordata; Mammalia; Macroscelidea; Macroscelididae
Gene: GTF2F2
Product: general transcription factor IIF, polypeptide 2, 30kDa
Exons: 8
Coding region: 8-757 (249 amino acids)
Biological process (GO): transcription initiation at RNA polymerase II promoter; transcription by RNA polymerase II
Cellular component (GO): transcription factor TFIIF complex
Source: RefSeq, a predicted model, not a curated record